Messenger RNA from Durusdinium trenchii, 1830 nucleotides. NCBI's taxonomy places the organism in Eukaryota, Dinophyceae, Suessiales, Symbiodiniaceae. The record is from the annotation of a GenBank genome assembly.
UAUAAAGCUAAUGACUAUAAAAAUAUAAAAAUAUAUAUAUACAACCAUAAAGCUUGUCAACCCCCCAAACACUUCCUGCUUCCGACGUGAAUUGCCAGGUGUGCCUGCAAAGAAACAGGCAGUUGGAUGGGUUCAGGAUAAGCCUUCAGCUUCGAAGCAGGGGCAGCACGGUGUGAGAAACAGCAGAAAGAUAGAACCACCAGAACGCCGGUUGUGGUAGGUGGAGGAGUUGUUUUGUUAACAGCCAGCUUUGCUCCCGAGUCUUAUUUGACUUGAGGGUUUUCUUGUGCUGUCCCAGAAGUCAGAGGUGCUGUGCCAUCGCGAUGGGUCAAGAUCCAAAGAGCAAAUCCAGGUUGACAAGCUCCGCAUGCCUUUGGUGAAAGAAUCUUCAGGAUUCUCUUUUUUGCAGUUGGCCAGAACCCAAGAGCUGUGGCCCAAAUAUGGGAAGUGCAAGACAUCAGUGGCACUAGUGAGAUGCAGAACAUUUCUGAAGCAUGAAAGCAUGCCUACGGGCCAUGAGGGAGGUUUCUUUGUUCAUGCUCACCCAAGUAUCAGCUAGGGUGUCCAACCAUAUUCAACAUGCCCCCUUGCAUAGUCAUGAACCCCCAACAGACUUUGGCCUCUCGGCCUCCACUGUUCGGUCGAAAAUCCGAUCCACUCGCCCUCGCCCUCGUGCCCCUCCAUCAGGCGCUGGGGUCGUUGCAGCCUCUUCCACCCCGGAAGAACCUACGGCCGUCCACGCGCAAUGACGAGCGGCGGCAACGGCGUGCGGCAGCGAAAGAGGAAAGGCUUCUGGAGGAUUUCCUUGAGAAGGAGCCUUUGGCAGAGCCUUCCGAGCCUGUUCAAGGCGAGGAGCAUUUGGAGGAUUUGCAUGAGGCAGUCCUCUUCGAGAUGUUCCCAGAAGAACCCAAGGCCGUGGAGGAAGCCUUGCUACGCUUCGCAGGGAGUUCCCAUCAGGCCUCGCGCGCACUGGAGGCGCUGCUUGCGCGACCGGACAGCAAAACGGCGGAAGACGAAGAUGACCUGGACUACGACUGUGCGGAUGCUGGGGUUGCCGAGGUGGACGAAGAUGAAUGGGAGGAGGACUGGGAGGACGAGGAGUACGGCGAGUACUGGGAGGACGAGGACGACGACGCGCCGGGGGCGUGCUCCUUUUGUGGCGCCGCCGGCGACGCGGAGUUGGCCGAGGACGGGGAGUUCUACUGCUCCCGCUGUUGGGAAGAGUGGGCCGAGGGCACAGCAGCAGAGGAACCGCCGCCGUCUGCGUCCGCGCCGGCACCGGCACGUCGCUGGGGCGCGCGACGCGAAGAGCACAAGGCCAUGCCGGCCACGCCAGCGGAGCGCGAGCCGGCUGCCGUGCCCAGCGGCCUUGGCAAGGCCUUCUUCCAAAGCUUGGAUGGCGCUCCGCAGUGGGCGGACGCGCCCACGCGGCCCGAAGCAGGUGGGAAAGAGCUGGUGGCCCUCCGUCCCAAAGAGGAGAGGGGCACCGAGGAGAUGGCUUCAAAGAAAGGUGUGCGGGUCUGUUCCGUUGCCCAAAGAAGAAACCGGUGCCACGGAAAGAACACAGACAGCACCAAAUUACAAUCAGCCUUCAGCAUGCGCUUUCAUCCGUAUUUUUAUGGCACAAGUCGAUGGCCGUUGGGGUUGUAGGGGUAUGUUCUAACUGCUUGGGCAAUAUGUCCAAUCAUCUUCAAUCUGUGAAUCUGGAGAAUGCGCACCGUUUGACCAAACUCACGGAUGGACUUAGAGCUUCGAUGAGGUUUAUUGAAACAUUAAACAAAUUAGCGCACUUUUGAUCUUCAUAUGUGAUGGGACCAGUGGUGGGACCAC